UCGUCGCCGCCCGUCAUGCAGAACCUGCUGCGCCAGAGCAACGCGGCACAGCAGCGCGUGCAGGUCUUCCUCGACUCCACCACCCCUUACACGGCGCGCCGCUGGGGCACCACGGGCGCGCUGCUGGCGCUCUUCAUGCUGCGCGUCAUCUUCGGGCAGGGCUGGUACAUCGUUUGCUACGCCCUCUUCAUCUACCUCCUCAACCUCUUCCUCGCCUUCCUGCAGCCCAAGUUCGACCCUUCCAUCAACGAGGACCUGGCCGAGCAGGACAUGGAGGACGGCGAGCCGGGCCUGCCCACGUCGGCCUCGGCGGCGUCGUUCCCGCGCGGCGGCGGCGGCGGUGGUGGGCUGAUGAGCGGCAUGUUUGGCGCGACGCAGCCAGAGGAGGAGUUCCGGCCCUUCAUCCGGAGACUGCCAGAGUUCAAGUUCUGGCUCUCUGCGACGCAGGCCGUGCUCAUCUCGCUCGGCUGCACGAUCACGCGGGCGUUCGACAUUCCCGUGUUCGUGCCGAUCCUCGUCCUCUACUUCUUCGUGCUGUUCGGGAUAACCAUGCGGCGCCAGAUUGCACACAUGGUCAAGUACAAGUACGUGCCCUUCGACCUCGGGCGCAAGCAGCGGUAUGGGCAGAAGUAAGGGCGGAACAGCCGGCAGUGCCUCGGACUGCCCUAGAUCGAGGUGCGCGCAGCAGACCCUGCAAAGCCCACGCACGGCGCUGCGUGGCUCGGGGGCUGCCCGAAGGCCCGCUCUUCCCUCGAGCAUCGCCGACUGGGUCUCAGAUGCUCUUCUUUUGCAAUGGAUGCUUGCCGCCACUGCAAGGCGGGCAGCAGCGCGAGAGAGGUUGAUACAUCACGGCGCAUGCAGGGAGCGGCGGGUAUAGAGGCGGGUGACGGCGGUGUUUCCUCCCGGACGCCGCGAGAGGAUC
Molecule: messenger RNA, 922 nt
Organism: Tilletiopsis washingtonensis
Lineage: Eukaryota; Fungi; Basidiomycota; Exobasidiomycetes; Entylomatales
Product: retrieval of early ER protein Rer1
Exons: 4
Coding region: 16-633 (205 amino acids)
Biological process (GO): retrograde vesicle-mediated transport, Golgi to endoplasmic reticulum; protein retention in ER lumen
Cellular component (GO): Golgi membrane
Source: RefSeq, a predicted model, not a curated record